AUGGAUCAGAACGGCGGCUUCUACGGCGGCCCGCCGCUCAUGAACCCCCCGCCGCGCAUGUUUGGCAACCUGAACGCGAAUGGCUCGCCCAUUCCCGCAUCGCUCGCUGCGAGUAUGUUCUCCGCCGACGACCUGGACGACGGCCACGACCAGGGCGACCCCAAGAGGCGGCGGAUCGCAAGGGCAUGCGACAUGUGUCGCAAGAAGAAGAUCAAGUGCGACGGCAAGAUGCCCGCCUGCACCCAUUGCCUGAAUUAUAAAACCGAGUGCAUCUUCACACAAGUCGAGAAGAAGCGCCAACCGCCGAAGGGCGCCAAAUACAUCGAAGGCCUCGAGAACCGCCUCGCUCGGAUGGAGUCGCUAAUGCGCCUCUCGGGCGUGCUCCCCGAAGAUGACGACGGCAGCACUGACCUCGCAACCUUGGAGAGACGUUUAGCAGACCGGGCUGGGCAGAGCGGGACACCAAAGGCACCAAGCCCGCAGGAGAGGAGGGCGUCUUCAGUACACGCAUCGACGGAACAGCCGGAAGGAACACCCGCACAGCCAGGUCUACCCAGUCCACGAAGUGGCACAACGUCGCCAGAGCCGCAACAGCAGAACGGCAACAGCAAGCGCGGACAGGACGAGGAUGCGCUCGCUGAGAUGAUGUGUUCACUGGUCACAAACAACUGCGGAGAGACGCGGUAUAUCGGAUCAUCAUCGGGCUUCUCUAUCUUUUCGCCAAAGGGAAUACAAUGGGUCAACGAAAAGACUGGCGACGACUCCUUCCAGGACAUGAUCUCGACCUCUGCCGUAGAGGACAACAAGUGGAUACAAUGGCGACCAGACGUUUUUCAGGACAUCUUCAAGCGGCGAGUCUACCGGCAACUUCCGCCCAAGGCCGAGGCCCUUUCUCUACUGAAAGACUACUUUGAAAACUUCAAUUGCAUGUUUCCGUUGUUCCACGAACCCACUUUUAUGCACCUAGUCGACAAGCACUAUUCGAAGGACCCGUAUGAGGGAUCGGGAUGGUGGGCUAGCUUGAAUGUUGCAUUGGCUUUUGCGCAUCGCCUAAGAGUCAUGAGCAACCUAGUGCCUCAGGAGGAAGACGAGAAGGCAUGGCAAUAUCUCAAGAACGCUAUGAGUGUCCAGGUAGAGUUGACGAUGCGCAACACCGACCUCCUCAGUGUACAAGCUCUGCUUGGAAUUGGGCUUUUCCUCCUCGGCACACCUAAUCCCCAGCCGACGUACUUCUUCGUGGCAGCCGCUAUUCGAUUAUCGCACAGUAUCGGACUGCAUAAGAAGGGGGCAGGCUUCAACCUGAACUCGUCGGAAGUCGAACAACGAAAACGAGUGUUCUGGAUCGCGUAUAUGCUUGAUAGAGAUAUUUGCUUGCGUUCUGGUCGGCCACCUAUCCAGGAUGACGACGAUAUGAAUGUCGAGCUCCCCAACGAGGAUCCACCGGACAACAUUGGCAACAUUCCUCUAGCUGACGGUAAAGGCAAGCUAAAUCUAUUCCGCCUGAUGUGUACCUUUUCCAUCAUCCAGAGUCACGUAUACAAGCGAUUGUACUCCGUAAAAGCGACAAAACAAACCGACGGCGAACUCCUCAACACCAUUGGGGAGCUAGAUAAGGAACUGGAAACGUGGAAAGACGAGAUCCCGCUCGAGUUCCGACCGGAACACGACAUCAAAGCCUCGCAUACUCCCCUAAUCCUACAGGUCGCUGUUCUCCAUCUAGGUUACUACAACUGCCUCACCACCAUCCACCGCAUGAGCGUUCACCACGGCUACUGGACGAGUCGACUCUCCAACUUUGCCAUUCAAGGUCUCAACGCACGGCCCUUGAACCCUCGUGUGUUCAUGUCGGCCCAGCUCUGCGUACAGGCAGCAAGAGCAUCGAUACACCUUCUCAAAUACAUUCCGAAGGGGGACCAGUCCUGCGUCUGGCUUAUUAUAUACUUUCCGGUUACUGCGCUCGUCACGCUCUUCGCGAACAUCUUACAGAACCCGCAAGAUACGCGCUCAAGAUCGGAUCUCAAGCUCAUGAAGCUUGUCGUCAGCUUCCUCAGUUUGGUCAAAAACGAGCAAGGCAACGGAAGCGUGAAGCGCAUGUUGAGCGUAUGCACCGAGUUCGAGCGCAUAGCCACCAUCGUCCUGGACAAGGCCGACCGCGAGCACACCUCCCGCCGGAAGCGAAAGCAGGGCGACAGCGAACAGGACGCCGAGAUCGCCGCUACCGAGCGCGAACUGCUCUCCACAAGUCGAAACGGCCCGCAAUCGCCCCCACAGACAAAUGCAAGCCCCAACCGACCCCGCAGCAGGAUCAAAUGA
This is a messenger RNA of Didymosphaeria variabile, 2313 nucleotides long. RefSeq lists its product as uncharacterized. Bases 1 to 2313 code for a protein of 770 amino acids. Gene Ontology annotation, biological process: regulation of DNA-templated transcription; DNA-templated transcription. The transcript has 4 exons. Gene Ontology annotation, molecular function: DNA binding; zinc ion binding; DNA-binding transcription factor activity, RNA polymerase II-specific. The record is from RefSeq and is a predicted model, not a curated record. NCBI's taxonomy places the organism in Eukaryota, Fungi, Ascomycota, Dothideomycetes, Pleosporales, Didymosphaeriaceae.